Molecule: messenger RNA, 420 nt
Organism: Dissoconium aciculare CBS 342.82
Lineage: Eukaryota; Fungi; Ascomycota; Dothideomycetes; Mycosphaerellales; Dissoconiaceae
Product: Swi3-domain-containing protein
Exons: 2
Biological process (GO): DNA damage response; replication fork arrest; replication fork processing
Cellular component (GO): nucleus; replication fork protection complex
Molecular function (GO): DNA binding
Source: RefSeq, a predicted model, not a curated record
GACGAACUGGACAGGAUUAUAGACUACGAGGACACGGUUCAAGAUUUCAUGAAAGAUCUGCCACUACCAGAGAAUCCAAAUGUCGGAGCGAACGGGGGACCUCAACGGGAGACUCGCGAUGAGGAUCAAGAAAUCCAGAUCAAACGCAAAAGGAAUCCAAUACCAAAACUAGACGAGGACCGGUUGUUGUCGGAUGCGGGUAUUCCAAAGCUACGCAAGAUUGCAAAGACAAGGCUCAAGUUCCGCGGCAAGGGCCAUGAAUUCUCCGAUAUGUCGAGACUGCUCAACACAUAUCAAAUCUGGCUAGACGAUUUGUAUCCUCGAGCCAAGUUUCGCGAUGCUCUCACAAUGGUAGAGAAGGUCGGACAUUCGAAAAGAAUGCAGAUCACAAGAAGAGCGUGGCUCGACGAGACAAAACCA